CAGCCCGAGCCCUAAAGUUAAUUUCAUUCUGUGCGGCACAGACAAGAUCCCCCACUCUCCCGCUUCGUUUUCAGUUACGCUUCAAAACCCUAAGCCCUAGCUGUCGUCUAUCUAUCAACAAUGAAGCUCGUCAGGUUCUUGAUGAAGUUGAACAACGAGACAGUGUCGAUCGAGCUCAAGAACGGCACCGUUGUCAACGGCACCAUUACAGGUGUGGAUAUCAGUAUGAAUACACAUUUGAAGACAGUGAAACUUACGCUGAAGGGGAAGAACCCAGUGACUCUGGAUCAUCUCAGCGUGAGGGGAAACAAUAUUCGAUACUAUAUCCUCCCAGAUAGUUUGAAUCUUGAGACUUUGCUAGUUGAAGAGACACCUAGGGUCAAGCCCAAGAAGCCAACUGCAGGGAGACCCGUGGGCCGUGGACGUGGGCGCGGUCGUGGUCGGGGACGUGGGCGUGGCCGUUAAAGAUGUCGCACUGGUUAUAAUUUUUGUGGCACCUGGUUAUGUAAACACCUUUGUUGUAGGAAGAACUUAUCGGUGAUCUUGGAGACGUUAAAUGAGUUUCGGUAUUGCACUUUUAUUCGUUGUCUAUCCCCAGUGAAACUCCCAAAAUGUUAUUAAGAAGUUGGUAAUCGAUAUGCUUUUGACAUCUCAUAUACAGUUCUCCAUUUUCAUUUUGGGUGUUGAGGCACCAAAAUUAGCGCUCCCUAUUCUUGUUGAUGCUUUUGAAAGUUGUAGUUUUCAUCUCUUAUUAGGUGAUAUAGCUAGCUAAUAGCUUGGAUCUUGACAAGGAGUUGCCGCCAUGCUGUAUUGUUCUUCGUUGCAUCGGAAUUUGAUUGAAGUUUGCAUGAGACAUGUUUAGUUGUUGCUUAGCUUUUAGAUCUUAAAUCACCUGUACCGACAUUGUCAUCCCCGACAUGGCCUUGCCAUGCCAUGUCAACCAGAUGAA
Messenger RNA from Prunus avium (sweet cherry), 949 nucleotides. Its product is annotated as small nuclear ribonucleoprotein SmD1a. NCBI's taxonomy places the organism in Eukaryota, Viridiplantae, Streptophyta, Magnoliopsida, Rosales, Rosaceae. Gene Ontology annotation, biological process: RNA processing; spliceosomal snRNP assembly. The record is from RefSeq and is a predicted model, not a curated record. Gene Ontology annotation, molecular function: RNA binding.